This is a messenger RNA of Effrenium voratum, 1988 nucleotides long. Lineage: Eukaryota; Dinophyceae; Suessiales; Symbiodiniaceae. The record is from the annotation of a GenBank genome assembly.
AGAGCUCACGCUUUGGGCUCGAACAGAACGAUUUAGCUGUCCUGUCGCGCACUCGGCCCUGGCAAUGGCUCUUCAGAUCUCUCUACUUUUGGAGGGCGAACAGGCAGAUGGUUUCUACAUGAAUUCAGAAGAGAUGCGGUCGCUCCCAGACCGCACCCUCGAUGUGAUCCGCCAGCGAGCGGAGGCGGUGCUCAGCCGGAGAUCCCUGAAGUUGAACCGGAUCAUGUACAGGGAUGAGGAGGGGGACUACUGCACCUUGCUUGUGCCAAGCAUCACGGAUGCCCUAGACACAGUUGAGGGGAACCCGAUCCUGGAGCUGCACAUUGCGGCGGAGCCAUCGGAGUUUUCGCCUCCACCACGCGUGGCAGAGAAGGAGCCAUGUGCAGAGAAGGAGGAUGUCAGUGACGUGAAUGUCACGCACAACGGGCAGCCAUUGCCCAGUGCAAUCCUAAAGGAUGUCGUGCAGGCAUGGCAGGACAAGGACCAUGUGUACAAGAAUGCUCCCGAGCAGCUUGUGGGUGCCACAUUGUUCAGAUCCAAGCAAUUGAUUCCUGGCGGUGACACGUUUACAGUAGAGGCACCGGCAGGAUCUGCCAUUUACAUCUUCAGCGAGGCGCACAGAGAUGGGGGCUUUCCCGUGCUUGGGUGGCAGAAGUGCGAUUCGAAGCGCUUUCGUUGGCAGACCGAAGAUGGCAGCUUUUUCGGCCUUGACCUCUGGAAGUGCGUUGGGACAGGGUCGCCCAUCAGCAUCAGGCUGAGUGGCGCACUCAUAGGUGGCAUUGCAGUCCAGAAAGCUUUGCAGGAUGACAUCGAUACAGCCAGUGAAGUGCAGGAGCUGGUGGCAUGGUUGCAUUCAGUUAUUGCCGACCUUGACAUGACCCGAUUCUUUCAACGCUUGGGUGAAGCUGGCUUGCAGCUGUUAUCAGAGCUCAAGGGGUUCUGGGUUGAGGAGUGGGCGACGCUUGUGCAGCCGCUUCACACUCUUACCGCCGGCAGCUUCGACUUGACUCAGCUGCAAUCUUUUGCCCAAGUGGCCAUGGAGGCUUAUAAGAAGUUGGAUGCGUCCCUGCAGGCGCGGGCCAGAGGGUUUCUCCAGGCCGCCAUUGAUAGGAUCCAGGAGGAGCUUUGCAUGGAGGAGGUGCAUGGCAACGUGAUCUGCGAUGGCUGCGACCAGGAUCCGAUCUACGGGCGCCGCAUGAAGUGUGCAACCUGUCCGGACUUUGACCUGUGCAUGCGCUGCUACAAGCAGCUCGAGAAAGUGCACCCAGGCCACAGCUUCGUGCGAGUGCCUGGCGUCCACCUGCACCCGCCAGGUGCGGCCCCAAAGCCGGAGCCUUCAGAGGCGCCGCCGGCUUCCCCAGCCGCAAGUUCGCCGAAGGACCUGCCCGAAGACCAGCUGCCGCCCGCUCCGCCGUCGGAGCCUCCGACUGCGCCGCCCUCCGAGUCGCCGGCAGUGACGCUCUCGGAGUCAUCGCCCAGGCGGUCGUCAGAGGCUGCGGCGCUCGAGCUGCUGUUGAGGCACCAGGAUGCUUCUGUGCGGGCAGCGGCGCAAACGGCCCUGGAGCAGGUUGCCUAUGGUCAGGCUGCCGCGCAGGCACAUCUUCUUGCCGCAGGAGUGGAGGCAGUGCCAGAUGCAAAGCCCUGCGAGCCUGCGACGGAAACCGCGCAGGCGGAUGCGAAGCCCUGCGAGCCGGCGCCGGAAACCGCGCAGGUGCCAGCUGAGGAGGCGCAGGACAAGCAGGAGGAUGGCCAGGACAACAUCUCGGAGGCGAGUGGGUGGGAGCUGCUGGACGUGCUGGAGGAGCCCGAAGAGAAGACCACGUGACGUUUGAAGUGAAGUGAUCCAUCCCCGGCGAACUGAUCGGCAGAUUCGGCCUGGGAAUUCGUUUGGGGGGCACAGGCGCACACACAAUUGCACAGGUGGCACCGGCCCCCAGCAACAGUGCACCCUCAUAUUCCGCACUGACCUCACGCAUUGACCCUUUGCG